Messenger RNA from Stylonychia lemnae, 2025 nucleotides. NCBI's taxonomy places the organism in Eukaryota, Ciliophora, Spirotrichea, Sporadotrichida, Oxytrichidae. The record is from the annotation of a GenBank genome assembly.
AUGGGAAAUUAGAUACCAGAAAUGUAGAGGUAUGGAGCAUUUAGAGAAGAUCAAACAGAUGUCAAGCCUGGCUAUUCCAGGGAACUUAUGUAAGAUAUUGAUUUUUAAACAUGUUAAAGUUGCAUUGAGAACCUUUAAAACCCAGAUCAUUUCAGAGCAGGAGAAUUUGAGGGUUGCAAGACAGUAUUUGAGGUAUAGAGCAAGAGCUUGGAUAAAUUCGGAAGCAAUCCUUUCUUGGGUACUCGUAACAAUGCAAAGGAAGGCAGACCAUAUGAGUGGAAAACAUUUAGAGAAAUUUACAAUUUAAUGGAGGAUUUCGCUAAAGGUAUGGAUUCGCUCAAUUUGAGUCCUGUUUAAGAAGCUGAGGGCAAAAACUAUAGAUUUAUGGGUAUAUUCUCUAAGAAUAGAGAGGAGUGGGCAAUUGUGAACUUGGCCUCUAUGAGAUCCUCAGUUACUAUUGUUCCAUUUUAUGACAGUCUUGGUCCUGAAGCAUUAUCCUUUGUCUUGAAUCAAACUGAACUCAUUACCAUGUGUGUUGAUUCAGCUAGCUUAAGAACAUUACUUAAAGUUGCAGGAAAUGCUCAUACCUUGAAGAACAUUAUAACAUUUGAUAAAGCAGAUGAAGAUCAAGAAAAAUAGACAAAAGAGCUAGGCAUAAGGAUGAUCAGUUUCAAUGACGUCCUUGAAGAGGGAAGGAAAGUAUAAAAUGCUAAAUUUACUGAGCCUACGCCAGAUACAAUAUAUAUGUUUUGCUAUACCUCUGGAACUACAGGUGACCCUAAGGGAGCUAAAUUAAGUCAUCGCUAUCUGCUAGGUUGCUCAUAAUACUGCCUGUAUGCUAGAGCUGGACUGUGUGAGUAAGAUGUCUCAAUCUCUUAUUUACCAUAUGCUCAUAUCUUUGAGCAGGCAAUUUUCGUUACAUCUCUUGGCUUCGGUUUUAGACAUGGGUACUAUUCAGGAGAUCCUCUUAAGUUAUUUGAGGACAUAGCACUACUAAAGCCCACCUCUCUAGUUGUAGUUCCUAGAAUAAUGAACAGAAUUUAUGACAAGAUAAUGGCUGGAGUAGCAAACUCAUCAGGGUUCAAACAAGGUUUAUUCAAUAGAGCAGUGGCUACAAAACUUGAAAAUCUAAGAAACAAUUGCCAAUUUACUCAUUGGCUGUAUGAUAGAACUGUUUUCAAGCCAAUAAGAGACUUAUUCGGUGGAAAUCUUAAUAAGAUGAUAAUAGGAUCUGCUCCAAUAAGUAAUGAGGUACUCAGUUUCUUCAAGAUUGCCCUAGGUUUCCAUAUUCAUGAGAUUUACGGUCAAACUGAAGCUGGUCCUUUAACAGUUACUCUUAGCUUCGACCCAACUUCAGGGCACGUAGGAGGGGUGUCAGCAACUUGUAAACUGAGGUUAAGAGAUAUUCCUGAGAUGGAAUAUUAUCACACUGAUAAUCCACCAAGAGGUGAAGUACAAAUGAAAGGUUCACAUAUGUUUGAUGGUUACUUCAAAGCCCCUGAAAAAACUUUAGAUACUAUGGACGAUGGAUGGAUAACAACUGGAGAUGUUGGGAUUGUAUUCCCAAAUGGCUCUAUCAAAUUAGUUGAUAGAGCUAAAAAUAUUUUCAAGCUAAAUCAAGGAGAAUACAUCGCUCCAGAAAAACUUGAAAAUGUCUAUUGCUAAUGCUCCUUAAUCUCCUAAAUGUUCGUUUAUGGGGACUCUCUCUAAUCAUUCUUAUUGGGAUUUGUUGUUAUAGAUCAAGAUGUUGUUAAGAAGUGGGCUUAAGAUAGAAACAUUGCUUUUGAUGAUAUUAACGUUCUUGCUAAGAACUAAGAACUGAAGUAAGCUAUUAUAGAGCAAAUGGAAUUGAAAGCUAAGGCAAAUUCAUUGAGUAGUCUUGAAAAGAUCAAGAAGAUACACGUAUAAGCAGACCCUUUCACAGUUUAAAAUGACAUUAUCACUCCAACAUUCAAGAUUAAGAGAAACAUAGCAAAGAAAUAUUUCGAUAAGGAAAUUACUAAGAUGUAUCAAGAAGGGCUUUGA